Hypoxylon fragiforme is the source of this 783-nucleotide messenger RNA. RefSeq lists its product as uncharacterized. The coding region runs from base 1 to 783 and encodes 260 amino acids. Lineage: Eukaryota; Fungi; Ascomycota; Sordariomycetes; Xylariales; Hypoxylaceae. The record is from RefSeq and is a predicted model, not a curated record. The transcript is spliced from 4 exons.
AUGGCAUGCCACUUAGUGGAUGAGCCUUUUGCGAAUUCCACGACUCUUACCCUACCUGAUUCUCUCGAUCAAGUCCGAAUCACAAGUUUACCUCCGGCAGCUUACUACAUUUCAGAUUUCAUCACGGAAGAGGAGGAGAAGGCUAUCCUGGAUAAAAUCGCAUCCGCACCGAAGCCACGCUGGAAGCAACUAACUCAUCGACGACUGCAAACAUGGCCCUCUGAUCUUGUAAACAACAAAUUGAUAGACGCCCCUUUGCCCGCUUGGUUGAAUGAUCCCAUCGUCACUCGUUUAGGUUCUAUUCGAGUUUCGCAAGAGCCCAACUCGUCCGACAUAUUCUCUAAUAGCCCUCACCAGAAACCGAACCAUGUUCUAAUCAAUGAAUAUCCUCCCGGUAUCGGAAUAAUGCCUCACAAGGACGGGGCUGCUUAUCAUCCUGUUGUGUGUACUGUGAGCCUUGGUGCCAGCCUCUGUCUCGAUAUCUACAAAUCCAAAGACAACGGAGCUCUGGACCCCGAGCCAACAUGGCGAAUACUACAAGAACCUCGAAGUUUGCUCAUCACUACCAGCACCCUUUAUACAGACUUUCUUCAUGGCAUCGCUGAUACCACGGAAGACAUUCAACUUUCAAGAGGCACCAUUGCUAAUUGGGACCUCCUCCGAUCGCCUGACGAUUUCUCGGAUGGCCACAACAUACGAAGAACACGUACAAGCUUGACAUUUCGCGAUGUCAUGAAUGUAUCAAAAUUAGGGGGUAAACUUGGACUGCUCCGGAGAAAGUGA